This is a messenger RNA of Alternaria alternata, 2397 nucleotides long. RefSeq names its product AAA-domain-containing protein. Bases 1 to 2397 code for a protein of 798 amino acids. Lineage: Eukaryota; Fungi; Ascomycota; Dothideomycetes; Pleosporales; Pleosporaceae. Gene Ontology annotation, molecular function: ATP hydrolysis activity; ATP binding. The transcript has 3 exons. The record is from RefSeq and is a predicted model, not a curated record.
AUGUUUUCUGCUAUGCGCGCCAACACGACGCAGAAGGCCUACGAUGAGGCUUUUCUAGCCUGCUCGACUGCAGUAUACUUUGAGGGCCAGAACAAUGAGAAAGAGGCGUUACGAUCGUGGAAAACCGCCCUCGACCAUAUCUACUACCAUAACGCUCGUCGCAACCCCUCCACCUACCGUCCUGCGUCCGAAACAGAGAGGGCCCUGAUCGAAUCGCUGCGCCAGUUGGAGCUACAGUGCAAAGAGCGCGUGGAUCUGCUGGAAGCCCUGAAGAACAGUAGGAAGGAGUCAAAGGAGAGUCUUGCCUCGCAGUCUUCAGACAACGAUGCCCCAACACCACCUCCUCAUGGCGUGCCCCUUUCGCAAACCGAUACAAGCCGAACUUCUUCAUGGCUCGGAGGCGGAUCUAUACCACCCAUAGAGUAUACGGAUCUUUCGCGACCGCCACCGUUACCGUACCGUCCUGCAAUGGCGCCACGAAAGAGCUCUGGUACUGGAUCUAUAGCAGACAACAGCUUGAAGCAGACUCGGAGCGCAUCGACAUUAUCUCCAGGGACGGCGGGAGAGAAGAAGACGCGUACACCGUCGCCAGAGAAGAGCGGUAGAAUGCUACGGACAUUGAGACCCGGAAGGGAAAGCAAACCAUCUUCGGCCAAGUUACCUAACUCGUUAAGAAGUCGCCCAGAUGCUUCAAAGGCGGCGACUCAAGCAUGGAGUGUCAAAGCUACAGGGGCCUCGAGUCGACCAGCAUUGGGAACUAAUCCAUCGACCAAUUCCCUCACGCCCUCAGCUCGCUCGUCCAUCGACAAGCCGUCUGCUGGGAGGCCGAGUGCAAAUUGUUCUAAACCAGAAGUACAGCAACCGCCCACACAAGCACCGUUCUAUUUCAGAGCUGGCGAAGGUUCAGCAUCGACUGCGUAUGCGGUACCACCACCCAGCGGCGAAAUCGAUCCAGAACCUGUCAAAACCCCUGCGCUCGAGCGAACAACGCCAACAAUACCUCGCAAAUCAGUCGGUUCAACUCAGAUGCUUAAUGCGCAAGGGACCGCCACAGCUCUGCCCUCGUAUCGGAAGGAAUAUCCAAAGCCCGCCCCAGACCCUCGAUCCCUCGCUGCGUCUGCAGCAGCGCAUUCGUACAGCGACAACGGUGCUGAACGAGGUGGAGUCAUGUGGGAUCCUACGACACGGAGACUAGUGCCCAAAUCUACGAGUAGUUACACUAAAGCGCGAAGCAGUUCGGAGCAAGAAGACUUGCCUGAAUCUAUACCGCUAGAAGAGAAUGGAGAGUUGCUUAACCAAAGGCCAUCACCGGUGCGGAAGGGCAGGGCUAGAGGAAACUCGAUGCGUGCAGAGUUACCAGAUACCCCCAGUACAGACAGUACUGAAGCAGACCAAGAACCCGAAGAAACGGAUGAAUGGAAGCGACGGACGGACGAGAUCAUGAAGAACCUACCACGAGGUGUUGAUAAGCAAGCAGCGCAGCAGAUUUUGAACGAAAUUGUCAUACAGGGAGAUGAGGUACACUGGGACGACGUGUCUGGACUCGAAGUUGCGAAAUCAGCAUUAAAAGAGACAGUGGUUUACCCGUUCUUGAGACCUGACUUGUUCAUGGGCUUGCGAGAACCUGCACGCGGUAUGCUACUGUUUGGACCCCCAGGUACUGGAAAGACCAUGUUGGCGAGGGCUGUGGCUACAGAGUCAAAGUCUACCUUUUUCGCGAUUUCUGCAAGCAGUUUGACGUCGAAGUUUCUCGGCGAGUCCGAAAAGCUUGUUCGUGCGCUGUUCCAGCUUGCGAAGAUGCUUGCACCAUCGAUCAUCUUCGUCGAUGAGAUUGAUUCGCUCCUUUCGUCGCGCUCGGGAUCCGGUGAACACGAAGCGUCUCGACGCAUCAAAACCGAGUUUCUCAUACAGUGGUCUGAUCUGCAAAAGGCUGCUGCUGGGAGUGCAAUCAACGACAAGGACAAAGAGAGAGGCGAUGCCACUAGGGUGCUAGUACUUGCAGCGACGAACCUGCCAUGGGCAAUCGACGAAGCAGCAAGACGGCGAUUCGUAAGAAGACAGUAUAUUCCUUUACCGGAAGAUUGGGUCCGGAAGCAGCAAGUGAAGACGUUAUUGAGCCAUCAGAAACAUGAACUGAGCGACCACGAUUUGGACUGUCUGGUCAAGCUCACUGACGGCUUCUCUGGUUCUGAUAUCACUGCGCUUGCGAAAGACGCCGCUAUGGGACCAUUACGCUCACUGGGCGAGAAGUUGCUGUCCAUGACAAUGGAUCAAAUACGGCCGAUACAGUUCCAGGACUUCAUAGCGAGCCUGCAGACUAUCAGACCCUCAGUGAGCAAGCAAGGGUUAAAGGAAUUUGAGGAUUGGGCUACACAAUUUGGUGAGCGUGGAGGUUGA